Molecule: messenger RNA, 491 nt
Organism: Uloborus diversus
Lineage: Eukaryota; Metazoa; Arthropoda; Arachnida; Araneae; Uloboridae
Gene: Rpp21
Exons: 4
Coding region: 93-449 (118 amino acids)
Biological process (GO): tRNA processing
Cellular component (GO): nucleolar ribonuclease P complex
Source: RefSeq, a predicted model, not a curated record
GUACACAACAUUAGCCGGCGAAGUCGUUCAGAGGUUUCUGAAACUUAAAUGAAAUUUGUUUCAAGCCUUUGUGUUUCAUAAAUACUUCUGACAUGGGGAAGAAGGUGAAAGGACAAGAUAAUUACGAACGAAUAUGUUUUAUGUUUGAGGCAGCUUAUACUUUGCUGAUUGCCUGCCCAUCCAAUGUUGGUUUGAUUUGUUCAUAUGGUCAUAUGAUAAAAAUGUUGUCCCAGCGUACUCAAUCCAAACUGGGACCUUACAUUAAAAGACUAAUUUGCAAAAAGUGCCAUCUAGUUUUAAGACCUGGAGUUACAUCAGAUGUUAGGCUCAAAAGUAAACAUACUAAACAUAUAUUAGUGACUUGCAAACUUUGUGGUACACCAAAGCGAUUUCUCAGUAAACCUGAUUAUGAACUGUUUUUUGACAAAGUUAAACGACUGGGUAGAUAGGUGAAAUGACAUAAAUAUUCUGUAAUAUUUUGUAUAAUAAAA